UGCAAGAAUGGAAAGCUAAGGUUUAUCUCGUUAAGUAGUACGCACACAAAAUGGAUGUAGUAACCUUCGGCAUCAUAGUAGCCCUAAUCCUGGUUUUUUUAGUCAUUGUUUGUUUCAUCACCAUUGAAGGCACUUGCAAACGCCGUUCUUAGUUUGGGUAUUUAUUCUUUUUUUUCCAAUUUCUUGCUGUUUUCUUUCUUCUCUUUUGUUUUCCAAUCUUAACUCUUUUUGUUUUCAAUUUCACUAGAAAAAGCCAGUAAAAAGUGGGUUUUUAUAAUUUUGGAAGGGAGGAAAAUGGGGUUUGAGAAAACACCGAUCUUUUUGGUGGUGUUUUUGGUUUUGGUGAGUUUGGAUCUGUGUGUCGGGAGUGGGUACGGUAUGUCGCCGGCGCACAGUGACCAUGGGCAUCAUCACCAUUGUGAUCACGGACAUGGACGUGGGCAUGACCACCACCAUCAUCAGCACCGCCAGGCGGAGGAAGAGAGGAAGAAGAUGAUGUUACCGGAGGAGUUGGCUGAGGAAGAAGACAUGAAAUUGUAUGGAUUUGGGCCCUAUCGGGAUGAUCACGAUCACGAGCUCUCCAAUUCAGGCCUUUGGUUACGUGCAUUGGGAUGUUCGCUCUUAGUAAGCUUGGCUUCCCUUAUUUGCCUGAUUAUUUUACCUGUGAUAUUCAUACAAGGAAAACCAUCCAAGGCAAUUGUUGAUUCCCUGGCUUUAUUUGGGGCAGGAGCUAUGUUGGGAGAUGCUUUUCUUCACCAGCUGCCGCAUUCAUUUGGUGGUGGGCACUCCCACUCACAUGCUGACUUCGUGGAUCAUGAUCAUACUGGACAUGAUCAUACGCAUGCACACUCUUUGAAGGACCUUUCUGUGGGCUUGUCUGUUCUUGCUGGGAUAGUACUCUUUCUUCUUGUUGAAAAGCUGGUCAGAUAUGUCGAAGAAAACUCUGGAGGGGCUAGUGGUUGGAGCCAUGGUCAUCAUCACCAUCAUCACAAGAGCAAUAAAAAAUUGAAAAAUGAUGCCGAUGCUGCUGCUCAUGACAACAGUUCGCAACCUGACAUAUCAGACGACUCUUCAAUUGUAGAUAAUGCAACUGAGCCUGAAAUCAGGAAGAGAAAGAGUUCUGCUGGUACCAGUGACAGUAAAUCAGAUAUCGAUCCUGCAGAUGGCUGUGCAAAUAAUGUUAAAACUUUGGUACAAAAGGAAACAUCCCAUUCACAAUCGAACCUGGUUUUUGGCUAUCUUAAUCUAUUCUCUGAUGGCGUUCACAAUUUUACAGAUGGGAUGGCUUUAGGAAGUGCGUUUUUGCUUCAUGGAUCUGUUGGUGGGUGGUCCAGAACUUUAUUUUUGCUUGCACAUGAGCUUCCCCAAGAGAUUGGCGAUUUUGGUAUAUUGGUAAGAUCUGGUUUCAGUGUUUCCAAAGCCCUGUUCUUCAACUUUCUUUCGGCGCUAGUGGCACUAGCAGGAACUGCUAUGGCUUUGCUUUGGGGACAAGAUCCGGGACAAUCAUCGUUGAUCGAGGGGUUUACGGCCGGUGGAUUUAUAUACAUUGCCGUUGCUGGAGUGCUUGCAGAGAUGAAUAACAAUGGCAAAACAACCUUGAAAAAUACUGCAGUGCAAUUAAUGUCACUAACAUCCGGCAUGGCUGUUGCCCUUUGUAUUUCACUUGUAGAAUAAAGAAAAAGAAAAGA
This is a messenger RNA of Hibiscus syriacus, 1688 nucleotides long. Its product is annotated as IAA-alanine resistance protein 1-like. Gene Ontology annotation, molecular function: zinc ion transmembrane transporter activity. Gene Ontology annotation, cellular component: membrane. The transcript is spliced from 12 exons. Bases 295 to 1674 code for a protein of 459 amino acids. Gene Ontology annotation, biological process: zinc ion transmembrane transport; intracellular zinc ion homeostasis. The record is from RefSeq and is a predicted model, not a curated record. Lineage: Eukaryota; Viridiplantae; Streptophyta; Magnoliopsida; Malvales; Malvaceae.